ACACGACGUGCUGAUGAUAUUAUUGUACACUGAUACACGACAUAGAUUCUAGAUCUAUUCUUGCGACCAUGGUUGGCGAGACCACCCCAAGGGAGCGCAGCCAUAAAGGAAAAAACUCUGGAAAUAAACAAGUUUCUGAAGAAGAUAAAAAGGCUUCAUCAGUCACCAAGGAGGCUGGUAAAGUAAAGAAAGGGGAUGAAGGAGGCAGUGGGGAUGCAGGUCACAACUUGACAGCAGCUACAAAACAAGCCAAGUUAAAAAAGAAAACAAAAACAGACAAAGAAAAAGGGAGUGGAGGAAAAGGAGUUUUGCAGUUUAUCGGCAGCAAAAUAAAAUACAUUUUUCUGAUCAUCUUUGUUCCCCCUUUUCUUAAUUACGCUUCCUUACAAAGGGAAACAAUUGAACUAAAACCAGAAGGUGAGCUGUAUGAUAUUGGUUGGGGUCAGAAACUGUUUUUAUCAUGUAAAGGAAAAGGUCCCCCAACAGUGGUGUUAGAUGCGCCUACAGGUCUAAGCUCUGAUGUUUGGGCACUGAUGGUAGAAAAAUUGUCAGAGCAUGCUAAUGUUUGUGUGUAUGACAGAGCUGGUUUAGGUUACAGUGAAAGACCUUUUAACAAAUCAGUACCUGAGCCUAACCCUAACAGUAAUUUGUACGCAAGCCAGGUGGAAAGUUGGAAUCCAUUUACAGUUGAAAGAAUGGUAGACGACUUACACAACCUGAUAUCAAGUAGCAGCCAACAGCCGCGUCCACUUAUCCUGGUUGGUGCUGAGCUUGGUGCUAUUGUGUCCCAGUUUUAUGCUCAUCUCUAUGAAAGUGAGAUCUUAGGACUAGUGUUGAUCAACCCACUGUCAGAGGAUCUGUUUCUGCAGCCUGAAGGAGCCUGGGUUCAACAUUGGUUUGGAAGUUUGAGUCCCACCUACCAAUCUCUUCAACUUGGGGCAGCUCUGGGCAUCACAAGGCUUGGCCUACUAUUGGGUGUCUUGAAGCAGCCAAUCACUGGGGAGUCUAUCCCUGAAGAUGUCAUUCUUAGACAGAAAUAUCUGUUGUGUCACCCACGCCAUCUUAGCUCAGUUGUAGAUGAGCAUCAUUUUAUUAAUGAAACAUUUUCCCAAAUGAGGACAAUGCGAAAAAUCAAAUCUCUAGCAUCCAACAUUUCUGUUUCGGUCUUGACUGGGAACUAUUACGAUGAACAAAUGCAAAGUCAUUUAAAUAAAGCGUGGGCAAAAGCUGAGCAAAGCUUGCUGUCAAAGUUCCCACCAAACGUGCAGCAUCUGGUCAUAAAUGGUGCAGAUCGGCAUAUGCUGUACAGGAAACCAACUCCCAUAAUAGAGGCCGUAUUAAAAAUUGUGCGCAAAUGGAAGAGAACUAAAAUUCUGAGUGCCAGUCAGUCAGCGUGAAGUGAACUAAAAAAUUUGAGUGCUAGCCAGAAUGAAGUGAAGAAUGGCAUUAUAAAUGAGUGUGCUCUGGAUUUUAAAUGCUGUAACUGAUGAUAGAUAGUUAAUGAGUAUGUUCAUUGAAUGCUGUAACUGUUGAUAGAUAGUUGAUGAGUAUGUUCAUUGAAUGCUGUAACUGUUGAUAGAUAGUUGAUGAGUAUGUUCAUUGAAUGCUGUAACUGUUGAUAGAUAGUUGAUGAGUAUGUUCAUUGAAUGCUGUAACUGUUGAUAGAUAGUUGAUGAAUAUGUUCAUUGAAUGCUGUAAUUGAUGAUAGUUGAUGAAUAUGUUCAUUGAAUGCUGUAACUGUUGAUAGAUAGUUGAUGAAUAUAUUCAUUGAAUGCUGUAGUUGAUGAUAGUUCAUGAAUAUGUUCAUGAGUGCUGGCUUGAUAUUUUAUGUAGCAUGUGUGAGCCUUAUUGAAUAGUCAGUUUAGUAUUGGAGCAUUGGAUAAUAGUCAUUUUUCUUUAAGAAUAUUUUCAUAAUGUGUUCACAUGGAGUACAAUGUGUGUAUGAUGAGAAUUUAAUGAGAGGAGUAAAAAAAAAUUGUUAAACAAAAUAAAUGGAGUGAU
Molecule: messenger RNA, 2001 nt
Organism: Physella acuta
Lineage: Eukaryota; Metazoa; Mollusca; Gastropoda; Physidae
Cellular component (GO): membrane
Source: RefSeq, a predicted model, not a curated record